Chelonus insularis is the source of this 881-nucleotide messenger RNA. RefSeq lists its product as uncharacterized. The coding region runs from base 128 to 712 and encodes 194 amino acids. NCBI's taxonomy places the organism in Eukaryota, Metazoa, Arthropoda, Insecta, Hymenoptera, Braconidae. The transcript is spliced from 3 exons. The record is from RefSeq and is a predicted model, not a curated record.
CUCAACGCACAAAGAUUAACCAUGACUAGUGUAUUCAUUCUAAAUACUUUUCUUUAAAUAAACAAAUAAAAAUUGAUGUAAAUUUAACUUAAAACUAUUGAAUUGUUGAUAACAUAGUAAGCUAACAAUGUCGGAAGAUUAUUUACAUGCUUGUCAACGAGCAGAAUUGUUAGGAGAACCAAAACCCAGUGAAGAAGAAUGGCUUGCCUCAAAAAAAUCUGAUAAUGAUGAUGAAAUGAAUGAAGCUGACGAGGAAGUUAUUCAGGGGUUAGGACAAUCAGAUAAUGGUAUGCGACGGAUUGGGGGUGGUUUAGAGGAACUGAAUAGUAUUUUAAGUGUCACACAGAAGAAAAUUAACAGAUUCAAGAAUGUCUGUGGUAGUUUGGGUCAGCUACUCAAAGGAAGAAUAACCCCAAGGUCUGGUAUACCAGACCCAAAUCAGCAAGAAUCUGAUCCUGACGGCAAUGAUGUUGGACCAAAUGAGCCUUCUGAUGAAUCAACGAUCUUAGAGACAACGAAUGAUCAAGUAGACAUUAAUCAAGAUCAGAAUAUUGAUGAAUCUAAAACAAUAUCCUCAGCAAAAAAGCAAGAAAUAAAUCACAAAAUUGGAUCUCAUAUUGAUAAGUUAGAUUCUCUGAUUACUAAAGCUGAAAAUGCUCAAUAUAGUAUGCAGCAUCAGACAAAACAGAUGAAGAAAAUUAUCAAGAAAUAAUUUAAUUAUGUGUUAAUCAAUUAUUGUUGUUGAUUAUUUUGAAAUUUUAAAUAAUUAUAAGCUUCUAUUUAUAAUUAUUUGUUAUAUUAGUGUAUUUAAUCCAGUCAAUAUGUUUUAAAUAAGGCUGUUUUUUUAAGCAUAUGACUGGAUUAUAUUUACAAAAUAUUCA